This is a messenger RNA of Salvelinus sp. IW2-2015, 1090 nucleotides long. The record is from RefSeq and is a predicted model, not a curated record. Lineage: Eukaryota; Metazoa; Chordata; Actinopteri; Salmoniformes; Salmonidae.
UUUACGCAAUCGAACACUAUCCAUGUUGCCUUCCUUGACAACGGGAGGCAUGGCGGACUCAAACUCCUCUGUUCGCAUCUCCGGAUUUAUUCUUGGUUCAUUAAUGUUUCAGCACUUUAACAGUGAUUCUGAUGUAGAAGGUCUUAUUCUUGGGGAGAUCAAAGCUGAAGCGAGAAGCAACAUCACUGAUUCUCAAAUCGACAACAUACAGUUUGAGCAUACAAUAAAAAUUCAGAAACAUAUAUCCUGUCGCAAGCUCAAUAGACAAAUUAAAUAUGUACAAAUGAACAGGAGCUCUCUGUCUAUGCUGCUACCAGGGCAACUAUCAACUUCAACUUUAUUUGACUUUCCUAUCCAGGAGAAUGUGAUUGGUUGGUAUAAACAGCAGAGAAACACAGAUCAACAAAUGACCUUCAGAGAGCAAGUAGUCCAUGAGAACCUGAAAAGAGCAGUCACCAAUCAGGAGCUGAUCUUUCUGCUACUGACACCCAGUGAGGUCACAUCAUCAGGCUCCACUCACAAACUGGAGUAUGCAGUCUACAGAUCACAUUGCAGUUGUCAAUACCGCAGUGUUCCUGUCCGGGUCAGCAACCUGGGUUUGUUGGAACAGCAGGACUACUGGAGACUGUCAGCAUCUUGUUCGUCAGUCAACUACAACCAUGCUGUUUGGAAACACAGAUAUAGAUUCUUAUUCUUAGAUGGAUCCCUGCAGGUGGAUGAGAUUAAUGAAAUGAACAACUCCUUGCAAGUCGAACUAAAGAUGGCAUGUAAGAAAGUGGAGGAGAGUGAGCGAUUGGUCGAGGAGCUGCUUGCAGAGGUUUCGUCUCUAAGGACUGUCAGUGAGAGGAAACAAGAGCAGAAAAAAAAUGGAGACUCCACUCCAGCCCAGUCUCAGGAGAAUGUACUGCUCUGUGAGGCCAUGAAGACACUGUUCCCUGGGGCAGCUCUACUCCAAGCACAGGCUCUAACCUUCCAGGGUUUCCCCGUGCCUGAGUUCUGCUGCAACACUGACCAUGGCAUAGACGACACCACAACACUGCCUUUGAUCCUGACUCAUAGUCCCCAAAGCCAGGAAGGGGAGGCUUGGUAG